CCGCCUCGGCUCGGCUCGGCUCGGCUCGGCGAGCCGGCUGUGCGGCGCUCCAGCAUGGCGGCCUACAGCAAGUACCUGACCGUGCGCUACUCCACCAUGGCCGGCGCUACCGCGGCCGCCUGCGCCCUGCUCUGCCUCCUCAACAAGCGGCGCCAGGAGGCUGCGCAGCACGGUAAGAAAAGCGGAAAACAAGCAUUACAGAAUUAUGAGAAAGAAGGAAAGAGAGAACGUGCAGUGGUGGACAAAGUCUUUGUUAAGCGAUUAUGUCGAAUUGUGAAAAUAAUGGUCCCUAGAACAUUUUGUAAAGAGACAGGUUAUUUGUUACUGAUUGCUGUUAUGCUGAUACUGCGCACUUAUUGUGAUAUUUGGAUGAUUCAGAAUGGAACAGUCAUUGAAAGUGCUAUCAUUGGUCGCAGCAGAAAAGAUUUCAAGAAAUAUUUGUUCAACUUCAUCGCUGCAAUGCCUGCUAUCUCCCUGGUGAAUAACUUUCUGAAAUAUGGAUUAAAUGAACUUAAACUGUGUUUCCGAGUAAGGCUUACCAAAUACCUCUAUGAGGAAUAUCUGCAGGCUUACACAUAUUACAAAAUGGGAAAUCUGGACAACAGAAUAGCCAAUCCAGAUCAACUACUUACACAGGAUGUGGAAAAAUUCUGUAAUAGUGUAGUGGACCUGUACUCAAACCUUAGCAAGCCAUUUUUGGAUAUACUUUUGUAUAUCUUCAAGCUAACAAGUGCAAUUGGAGCUCAGGGUCCAGCAACCAUGAUGGCCUACUUGAUUGUUUCAGGGUUUUUCCUCACACGUCUGAGGAGACCCAUUGGUAAGAUGACCGUUAUUGAACAAAAAUAUGAAGGAGAGUACAGAUAUGUCAACUCGCGUCUUAUCACAAAUAGUGAAGAAAUUGCUUUUUAUAAUGGGAAUGCAAGAGAAAAACAGACCAUUCAUAAAACCUUUCAUAAACUGGUGGAGCAUUUGCACAGUUUCAUCUUGUUCCGGUUCUCUAUGGGUUUCAUAGAUACCAUCAUUUCUAAAUAUCUUGCCACUGUGGUUGGUUACCUUGUUGUUAGCCGUCCAUUUCUGAAUCUAACUCAUCCUCAUCAUCAAAAUAGUAACCAUGCAGAACUAUUGGAGGAUUAUUAUCAGAGUGGAAGAAUGUUACUAAGAAUGUCUCAAGCUUUGGGCAGAAUAGUCCUAGCAGGCCGUGAAAUGACCAGAUUGGCUGGCUUCACAGCUCGAAUUACAGAAUUGAUGCAAGUAUUAAAGGAGUUGAACAGUGGCAAAUAUCAGCGUACCAUGGUAUCACAAGAAAAGGAUGCAGAUAGAACUCAAGUUAUUCCUUUGAUACCUGGUUCUGGAGAAAUCAUCAAUAUUGAUAACCUUAUCAAGUUUGAUCAUGUCCCAUUAAUAACACCAAAUGGAGACGUGUUGAUUAAAGAUCUUAACUUUGAGGUUCGAUCUGGUGCAAAUGUUCUGGUUUGUGGGCCAAAUGGAUGUGGGAAGAGUUCACUUUUCCGUGUUCUUGGUGAGUUGUGGCCUCUGUUUGGUGGACGACUGACGAAACCUGAAAGAGGAAAGUUGUUUUAUGUUCCUCAGAGACCAUAUAUGACCCUUGGGACACUCCGAGACCAAGUAAUAUAUCCAGAUACCUUAGAUGACCAGAGGAGGAAGGGGAUAUCUGACCAGGUACUGCAGGAGUACUUGGACAAUGUCCAGUUGGGUCCAAUUCUGGAGCGUGAGGGUGGCUGGGAUAGUAUUCAGGACUGGAUGGAUGUGCUCAGCGGAGGAGAAAAACAGAGAAUGGCGAUGGCAAGAUUAUUUUAUCAUAAACCCCAGUUUGCAAUUUUGGAUGAAUGUACUAGUGCUGUUAGUGUUGAUGUAGAAGGAUACAUUUACAAUCACUGCCGGAAGGUUGGCAUCACACUGUUCACAGUCUCUCACAGAAAGUCUCUGUGGAAACACCAUGACUUUUAUCUGCACAUGGAUGGGAGAGGAAAUUAUGAGUUCAAGAGAAUUACUGAAGACACAAUUGAAUUUGGAUCAUAAAAUCUAUAAAGGUGCAGUGCUACAGAGACUGAUUACAAGAAAUGUAUAGAAAGGCACAGUGCAUUGUAAAAUAAAACUACUUGGCUUGUUUUUUAAACAAAUUAACUAGGUAUAGAAUAAUCCAAAACAAGCUAUUUAAAUGUUUAUUAUUAUGUAGAAUAUUGCUAAUUGUGUAUAUGUUGGUUUAAUUAUUAAUAUGUACUAAGAAUGUCCUUAUUCUUGUGGUUAAAAACCUGCCUAAAUUAAAUUGGGCUUAAAUCAAUGUAAUCUGAUUUGUCUAGGGAUGUAAAUCAUUUGAAGUCAGUCCAUCUGUUUUUUUAUGGACCUUCCUUUCCUUCAGUGAAGAACCCAGUUAAAAUUAGGGUUACUACAUUUUUUUUUUUUUUUGUUGUUCCUGGCCGAACAGUUGUCGGUUUGUAUCAUCUCUUCUAUUAAUACUUCUGAAUUAUCCCAUGUAUUGCAGCCCUUUGUAUGGCAUGUUAUCUUGUCACAGUGCUAGCUUGGGUAGACACACUUUCUGUAACUUUGUGUUAUGGUCAGUGUUUGCAUGUACACCAUUUCUGGUGUAGGUGGGCUAAACCAAGAUGGCAGGUGCCUAACUUUUUUUGCUGCUAAAAUGAUAGGCUUAUCUCACUGUGCAUAUGGAGCCUUUCCAGUGUUGGUUUAUCUAUAGAUCCCUCUGGCAGCUUGAAUAUUUCCUGUUUAGGACUGUGUUAAUGUGACGGUUCUAGGGAGCUGAGUAUGAUUUUGGUUCCCAAGGAAAUGGUGGAGGGAAGCAGAUUAAGAGACCAGUCCUCCUUUUGAAGUCCAUAGGAAUUUUACCAUUGACUUUAAUGAGAGAAAGAAUGGACUCAAAAUCCAUCCUUCCCUCUGAAACCUUUAUCACCACUCCUUGAAAGUUCCAUUUCAUUGGUCAGUGGCAGACUUCUGUCUGUCCUGUAUGGUCUUAUUCCUGGGAUAAGACUAGUGGCCAUUUUCUGCAGUCUUCCCUUUUGGCAACCUUUUCAAACUAAGGUGAACACCUAUUCAGCAGCUGUACUGUAUAGGUUUGGGUUUUAAGAUGAGUUGUGAUGGUAAUCCUCAUUCUGGGGUUUUGGUUCAUUUAUUUUCUUGUCAUGUUUGAAAUGGUACAUCUCAAAUUCUUCAGGCUGUCUCCAUUUUCCAGAGGGCUUUUUUUUUUUUUUUUUACUGUUUCUGAUCAAUUAGGCAACUGUUUUGUAGGUUUUUAAAUUAUACACCACUAGUUCCCAAACAGUGUCCAUGAGCUACUAGACCUGGAGUACUAGUUAUUAUUCCAGCUGUCAAAUCUAAUGAAAAGACAGCUGCAAGUACAUCUAAUGCUUUAUAUGAAAAAUAGCUCUAGUCACAGUUACUAUAGCUGCUACAUGAUUUAACAGGAUCGCAAAAAAGAUCAGGACAUGGGAGUGUGGUGGUCACUGAGAGUGUUCGGUUGUAUUCCAUGCUACCAAAAAAAAUCCUUGGUAUGCACUGAAGGUCUGAUAGCUCCUUGGUGUUGCACACAUGCUGUAACAUAGGAAUGCACAACAUGAAGGCAUGCACUGAAUAUGCAAUAAAUGUGAUCUCUGUACAUCUUUUAUCAAGGUUUUAAAUACUUAUUUUCUUUUUGUAAAGUUGAUAUGCGUAUGGGUUUACAUCUGCCUGUUAGUGAGUAGCUUAGUUGUGUGAAUACUAGAUACUAUCUUUCAUGUUAAAAUUGUUACGCCCUGUAAACACUUUCCCUCUUAUACUGAAACCUGAAAUUUUGAGAUUAUCAUAGUCCUUGUCUGUAUCACUUACUGGUGAUCUUUCUUCACACAAGAAAUGCCAAUGACUACGUUCAGCUACCCAGUGACACAGUAGGUAAAUUUGAACAGUUACAGAGUUAAUCAAAAAAGUGUGUCUUUGAAGCCUAAUUUCAUUUAGGGAUCAGGGAAACAAAUUGUGUGUUCAUUCCACAAGAGGUAAAAAAGCUACCAUAUUUACUACAUUUUAAUUUAAAUUAAAUUUUAAACUUUCAAGUCAUAAUUCAUAGUGAAGCAGCUAGUGCUGCUGUAAAUGACUGUAGUGUAUUUCUUAUUGCCCUAUAUUAUCAGGGUUUACCAUAAUAGCUUUUUUUGUGAAAUUUUUCAUCCCCAAUACAAUGUUUUUUAAAAGAAAUGAUUUAGUAGCUUUUUAAAGAGUCAAAGUAAAAAAAAAAUCCUUAAAUUAGGAUAUCCAUUUUUAUUCUUUUGGUUAGAGAGACAUCUUCAGUGAUGUAAAGUAGUGGAUUUAGGAUAUUUUUUACAAAUGUGUUUCAGUUAUGUGUUUUUUGACACUAACAAGCAAAAACCUCUCAAAGCACAUUUAUAUGGCAUCCUCUGCAGCAAGACCUAGGGUGCUUUACAAUUCAAAAUGGUUACUAACAGCACUGGGUGAUAAACUUCCUCAGUUUUGCCUUAAAAACGAACACGGAUUCUGCUUCAGAACAAGGAAGGAAUAACUCUAUCUCUGUAACAUAACAUCCAUUGAAAUUGACAGCACUCAUUUCCUCAUAAAACCAGGUCCUUAAAUCCUUAAACAUCUAGGUCUUGAUGUCCCAAAACUUACAUUGAGGGUAAACUAAAAAAAUCUAGUUUAAAAAAAUGUUUUUAUUGUCAGUCUGACAAAGAAACUAAAAAUCUAGUGAAGGUGAACAAAUUGUGAUUUGGUUCCAAAAUUAAGCUCUGGUGUUUGUAUUCUAGUUGCAGUCUUUUUAAUUGCUCAAGCUGGAAGUUUGAAAAUAAAGGAUAUAAUAAGUCACGCUGAGACUGAAAAUACUGAGAAGCAUCUCCAUGGCCUCAAGUAUGGAGUCUCAUGCUGGUGAUAUUUUGAAGCAGCAGUGGUGCGGUCAGAGGUGCCUGCAUUUCAAUGGUGGGGGGGAAAAUUCCUGUAUGUGUGUAUAUUGUAAAGCGCUUUGUGGGGAAAAGGCGCUAUAUAAAUGUACAACACUAAGUGCCUUUGAAAUAAUAAAUCUAAAGAGAAAUUACUUCUAGGCUUUUUAUAUUUGUUGAUUGAUGUAAUUAGCAAUUCUGUUAUUUAAUAAUACAAAGAAAAGUGCAUGUUCGGUAAACCUAGUGCCAGUUUAUAAAACUUUUGACUUGCAGUCAACUUCAUAAAAUUGAUUGCAUUGUUUGCAUGAAAUUCAUACUCUGAUCAGUCAGAUUUAUUAUAAUCACUCUCAACUUGGCUAAUAGAAACAAAGAACUAAACAUUGUAGAAAUGGGUAUCAUAGCAAUUAUCCUGUGGAAACGAUCAGUAUCUUUUCAUAUACAUUUUUGCGAGGUUAUAUGGACUGUCAAGACUGAAUAGAUGAUCAAGUUCUGAAAAUGGACUAUGAAGACCAAAGUUCUAUAGUUCCUUGCUAUUUAUCAAGCUGUAAAGAGAGUAGUUUCCAGUCCAGUCUACCUUCCAAAAAACUACUGGUGAUUACCCUGUCUGCUCUGAUCUGUUCUCUCUCCCUUCCGGGGGGGGGUAAAAAUCCCCACCAUCUGAACACUUAGAAUUUACUUUCAUGUAUGUGAAGGAUGACCCAGAAUUUGCUCCACGAAUUAAUUAAAAAAUGCUUGUGUUGUAAUUUACUUUUUAUUCUUUUUAAUCCUGAUACCAGUUUCUCGUUCACUUUAUUGGGAUUUAAAUCUUUAACAUAUCUCCAGUCUAGGUUUCCCAAAUUCUUUAGUUCUCUGCGACUGCUGACAUGUUAUUUUUGUAACGCUACGAAGUUUGUAGCCCUAUAAAAAGUAUAGAUCACUCUUGGGUAUGGACAUGUGCACAGCUUCUUGGCUGAAGCAUAACAGAGUUGCCAUAAAGACAUGCUUUCCAGCCAGGAGACAAAAGAAGACUGCUGCUUAGCUCCCAUUACUCCCAGGGGAGGCUUUCAGUGGGCCGGGCCAGACAUUCCUGAUGGGGCUGCAUGCAAGUGGGGAGCUUUAAAAAGCUGCUGGUGGUUGAACACCAGCAGUCUUUUAAAGUUUCUGUCUCAUAGGCAGCCCAGUUACAUUUGUCACUGGGCAACAAAGGUGACAGGGCCUGAAAAGGCUGACUGGGUGGUUUGCACUGCUAGGUCAACUCCUGCCAGUUCCUGCAGGGCUCCCUGACAGCUUGCUGCUGGUCAGGCUAUCGGGGAUUCAGGCAGCCACUGUCUGUCCUUCCCUCCCUGGCCCCACAACCUUUGGAGGCAGAGAGAGAGAGAGUAGAGCACUGUGGGAUACUGGGCCAGGGGGGCUUAGAGAGACCUGUGCAGACGUUAAAUUUGUGGUGGAACAGUUUUGAGCCACAGAGAAAUUGCUGUCUCAAACAGUGACUUGUUUGGGGUGGGUUCGCUGUUUUUGUGGCAGAUCCACCAUUUUUAUAGCAUAACCAACAGCAUGUAAAGUGCAACAAAUGUAACAUCUGCCAGAGCCCUGAUAAUAUCCACGUUUAGGUGAAAUUUUUGACAUAGAAAAUGCCUUAUGUGAGGUACGUAUGAAACUGCCAAACAUCCUAGGCUUGCAUUUUGUAAGACUCACUUAUCUGUAUAUAUCAUCAUCUUAGUAUCUGCUGCUUAUGUAUUGGCCUUUUUAUAAUUUUUAUUUAUGAAUUACAGCUCUUGAGUAAAUUAAUUCUAAAGAAGUUACAGUGUCAAAAUAAAACCACCCUGGCCCAUGCUAGCUACUUAAAACACCAUUGGUUUGGUGCUAGUUUCCUCAAUGGUGGUAAUUGUUGAUGGGCCAGUGGAAACCUGUGGCACUGGAAAUGGGUUCUGCUGCACACACUAGAGAGGUGAGGUGGUUUGCUUUGGUUCAGACUGCUGGUUUGCAUUCUGAUUUCUCACAUUUAACAGCAUGUUCUAGAGCAGGGAAGUUCAAUCCAUAGUAUGGGCAGUUGGUGUGUGGCACUCAGUAGACUGGGGAGGGAGCAGGGAAUAUGGCGGCAGAUGGGGCAGGGAGCAGAAAGCACAGAGAAACGGAUCAGGCAGAGGAAGGGGAUUGAAGUGAUUGAUACUUGGGGAGAGGGAGGACCUACUAGCACACCUGCCAGAUAGUUUGGCCCCCACUAUUUUAGAGGUUCAGGGCAAAGCAAUGGAAAGCUUGAUUCUUAGACACUUAAUCUGUAGAGAUGGGAUCACCCUUUAAAAAAAAAUUAACACCCCAGAUCUAUGUUUGUGGUAGGAGCUGGGGCUGCAGUUUGCAACCUCUUAGUCUUUUAUAUUGACCUUUCGAGAGUAGUGAGGCCAUGCAUAGGUACAUGCAUAUGUAUGAUUCUUAUUGUAAGGUCAGGGUUUAAAAUGGUAAGAAGCAAUUUGCCAGUGUUAUUAGUUUUGUUAUGCCCAGGAGGCCUAGUCAUGGACCACUGUGAUUACUAUGUAAAACAAGGGGUCUCUUUGGAAAUGGCUACCUUAGAUAUGAGGUGUCAUCCAGUACUGGGCUUGAGUAGAACAGGAUUGUAUGUCUGUAUAAAUGGGCCUUUUUUUUUUUUUUUUGGUUAAGUAAAUGGUAAUGCUUAUGCAAAACAAGUGAUUGUAUGCAUUAUAAAUUGCUACUGUCUGUGUUUUCUCGACAAGAGGAACUCAGUGUAAGCUCCCAAUCUACUUUUCCACCAUUUUUCAGUUCUGUGUUAAAGUGAUCCCAGGAAUUUGGAGUUUAUCUAUAUCAUGAUGUUCCUCUGUGUAAUGGAUUCCAUCUUUAGCUUAGACAGUUUUGCUUUUGAUCUUCACCCAUGUUUGCUACUUACUGGUGUUGAAACAAUAAACUGGAGAUCAGAGGUGACCAAUUUUUUUGGCUUGAAGGCCACUUAAUGAGUUUUGGUGUCCUCUCAAGUGUCUGUCUCUCUGCACUUACCCAACACAGUGGAAGCAGACCCAGGUGGGCAACAGCAUCAGCUGGCAGGUCCUGGGUGGGGAUCGGGGCAUCCGCACAAGUCCACAGCUGAUGCUGCCAUGUCAGCACUGGGCAGAAGAAGCAGUCACUGCUACUCAGCACAGCAGAAAUGGUCCCACACACCGGGCACAGCAGCUGGAGCUGGAACCACUGGCUGCCUGUGGGCCGGAUCCCAUGAGUUCAUGGCUAGCUUUGCUGCCCAUAGAAGAAGGCCACUGAGACCAGUUGGUGACACUUUUGUCACUACUGGAUUAUUUUCCUAAUAUAAACAGGAGCUAAAAUGACCAGCUGAUUUCUUGCAUACUUUUAACCAGCUAUUGGACAAAAAAUGCGUGUUUAUCUGGGUUGAAUUUGAACCAUGAAUUAGAAGAGGAAAGCCCUAUUUCUGGUCAGUAGUUUUGUGAAUAAUCUAUUUUUGUCUUUGAGGGCAAAGUUAAAAACAGAGGUAAUUCACCUUUGGAAGGUUCCUUUUAAAAGAAUUUCCCUAAUACAGAUGUAGCCAGAAGGAUGACUUUAUUCCUUUUAAACAAUUUUUCAAUGUUCAGUCUACAUUCUGUUGCAGCUAGCCAGCUUGAACUUCCUUUAAGAAAAAUAAAAUAAAUUGUUUGCUUUAACACUAUAGCCUUUUCUUUAUAGUCAAGGCUCUGUACUUCAUGGCACAAUAGAACCAAAUUUUGCAUCAUCAAGUUCAUUUUCAAGAAUACCUUAUCUCUAAGGUACUUAGCACCCUACAUCCAACACCUAUAGAAUAUCAGGGAAGGGAGGCCUACAAUCAAACUGUCUUUCACAAAGGUUUAGUCCAAGACUAGAAUAAAUUGCUGUCAUCACAAAUCACUCUACUCCCUGUUCCAAACACAGGGCAUGCUUUUCAACCAGGCUACCUCUUAACAAACACAGGUACAUCCUUGCUGUUACUUAGUAGUGCUGCUGCCAAAAUCCCAUUAUUCUACAGCACCCACAUUUUUUUCUGUGGAAGCAAUAAGGCAGCCAAAUGCUACAGCUGUUACUUAUGUUGCUGAGUACACUAUUCCAAGCCACUUGGGCACUGUUAUGAUGAGAGCUGUAAAAGAACCUGUGUGUGGAAUAGUGUUCUUAAAAGCAAAUAUUAUAUUCCCACUGAUGCCAUCUGAAGGUAGUUUACAGUAUGAGGGGAAGAUAAAGUAGAACUGCUUUGCCAAAGUAUGAACUUGGUGCUAUGUAGUGGGAGUCACAUAUUUUCAAUCAGCUAGCCAUUGGCAACCCUUUCACUACAAAGGUAAUUUGUAAACCCUUUAUAGGCUCUCUUUCCAUGCUGAAUCACAGCAUGGGAAUUUCCAUCUCUGCUAUUCUAAUUAUGUAUAAAGAAGGAAUAAUAGUUCUAACCAAAGAGGCUAGCCUGAGAUCUCUGUGCAACAAUCCUCUUUUUUGAGGCUUUAAGGCCACUAACAGACAUUAUUUAAAGGCACAAUGGGAUAUGAUCCCUAAUCCUAACAAUUGCACCUCCUGCUAUGCCACACAUGCAUGGCAGGACAUGUGAUUUUGGGAUUAAGGACUAGAUUCCAUCAUGCCUUACUUGCAUGUGUAGAGGGAGGUGGUCUCUGACUUCUCCUGCAUCAGCAAGUUGACAGCCAGGUGCCAAAAAUCAGCCAAUGAUUGUUGGCUGGCUUCUUGGACCCACAGGGACUGAUUUGAACUGCAGUUCAGUCCCCAGAAUCCACCCAUGAUCACCUGAUUGUUGGCAGGAUUGGGACUGCACUGGAGUUCAAGCCCCUGUGCAGUAUCAAUCCAGCCAAUGAUCAGUGUGUCCUCAGCCAGCAGGGACUAUACCAGGACCAGAACUGGCCCUGGUUCCAAUCAUAUUCACGAUCAGCUGAUUGUCAGCAGAAUCGGGACUCAAACUGAACCCAGCCUGUCCCUACCAGCUGACAAUCAGCUGACCGUCAACUGGCAGGGACCACCAGGACCUGUUCACACCCUGGUGUGGUCCCAGAGCCAGCCAAUGAUCAGGUGAUUGUUGGCUGAUGGGAACCCCAGUUCAAUUCAAGGCCCAAUGGAAACCUGCCAGAAAAUCAUUGUCAGGGAUUCUGAUCAAGCAGGCCUGGCUGAGUCAGGCAUGUGAGUUACCAUGUGGGCCCCUGAUCCUUGGCCCAGUAUGGCUGACCCUAUUCUCUGCAACCAGACUGGCUGCUGAAAGCACCACUCACCCCUUUUAAACAUACCUGCAGCCUCAGACUGCAUUCAUGCCUUCACAUAGCCUCAGUCUGUUCCAGCAAGCAAUGUGUUCACAGCCCUCCCUGGUUCUCUUGACUUCUGACCUGGCUUUAGCUUUGACCCUGAUCUCAGAUCUUACCUGAAACUUGGUGCUGGUUCUGCUCUCUCUGGUUUUCCUGGCAUCCUGACUUGCCUUGGCUUCCUUUACCCUGUUCUCAGAUUUUCCGUGGAACUUGGCAUCAGUUCCCUGACCCUUGAUCUCGGCUUAUGUCUCAGACUAUAUCUUUUGCUAACUACCCUGCUAACCUCCUAAUUGCCUCCCAUGGCCUGUCUGCAGGCCCAGCCACCAAGGUCCUGGCUGGACCCUCACUCAAUACACAUUUUUUGUGUAAGAAUUUUGUGGCUUAUUUCUAGUUUUAUUGCGCCGUUACUUGCCUGAACAUGUGGCUAGGUAACACUUUAAGAUGCAAUUAACUGUCCUCACUUCAUAAGAACAAGUGAAGCUCAUACUAGUCCAUUUAUUCCUGUAUGAGCCAAAUAUGCUUUUCCCUUCCUGCUCCCAGCACAGAAUUUAAUACCAAGGCAGAGUCCAAACAAGUCCAAUACCUCAUGAUCUGAAUCAUACCUCUGAUCCUAUGACACCUAGCUGACUUCCUGCCCUUUGGGCAGGGGGCUGGACUCGAUGAUCUUCCGAGGUCCCUUCCAGCCCUAAUGUCUAUGAAAUCAUAACACCAUAUUUUACUACCAAACAUACUAUCUCUUGCUUAAUUUUAAAACUUUUUUCUUUACAAGAGAAAAAGAUUCAAGUGCUUUUCUUUUUACGUCCUAAUUGAUUUGCUUUAUUUAGUUGUUUAUUAGACAUGUAUGUGGCCCUUCUCCAAAAAGGCUCAAGGUAGCUUACAAUAAUCAAUAAAACUUGUAUAUCGGUGUCUUUAUUAUUUUAGUGAGUACUCAAUCAUGGGAAUCCUGGUUGCCCUGCAUAAUGCACCUGGUUAUAAGAAUACAAGCCAUAAAUUAAAGAUAAAAUGAUGACAUUCCAGAAUACGUUUGAAAUAUUAGUCCGUGUAUUGUUGCAACUGAACUUGAUUCAGCCCUAUUUAAGAUAUAUUUCCAUGAAUAAGUCUGCCUAAUCUACUGUUAUCUGGCCUUGUCUUAUGCAUUUGUUUUCUUUUCCCCUGAUUGCACAGAGGGACAGAUUAUCACCCAGCCUCUGUCAAAGUUAACUGUCACAUCUGUACUACAAAGCAUUAAACUGCAGGAUCUCAUUGGCUAGUAUGUAUUUCAUUCUUCCUGGUGACACUUCCAUAUUCCUCCUCUCUCAAAUAUUCCAGAACCAGUUGUAGAUUUUAUAACAUAAUGCAGUCAGGUUAGAUUACUACAGCAGCAGUACAGUGUGUACAUUUCUUCCUGUUACUGAAGUUAAAGCUGGCCAAGUCAUCCUUGAAAUGUCGUAAAAUCAUCUCCCCAGGGAAGUAUGUGCAGAGCCAAAUAAAACACACAAAAAAACCACAGACACAAGGGAGACUUGAGUUUCAGUCAUCUUCUUUCACUUCAGAUUUAAAUUAUAAUCAGAUCCAAAUGGCUGGUGAAAAUUUCAGGGAAACAGCCUUCUCAUGCAAGAGGAGACUACUUGCCAGUAUUUCAGUGAGAAAUCCUGCAUUGUGAGAAUGCUCAUGCACUUGGUAUUUUGAAAUAGACGAUGUGGGGUCAAACCAGCCCUCCCUCUCACUUCCAUGGAAGAUGCCAGUCAAAGAUCAGGGUGUAGUUCUGGUUAAAAACAUCACAUUUUUACUAGACUGAGGACUAAUCUACGCUACUGGGCAUUGGUGUGGUUAUAUCAGCCAAGAUGCCUAAUGGAGAGGCAGCUUUUACUGGCAAAAAAAUAAUUUCUCAAUAUUUCUGAGAAUUACAAAUACUAUACCCAAAAAUGGAAUGUUUUUACAGGGAUAGGGCAGGAAGUUGGGUCUUGCAAAGCUAUGCUAGUGAAAGUUUUUUUCCCCCAACACUCCUUGCCAUUGCAGCUGUGUUCACCAUGUGAAAAAGAAAACCCAAAAAGCAUGACAAAAUUCUCAGUAAGUGACUUUUGCAGUACCUUUCAUUGUACAGGUUUCAGGUUUCUAUUCUGAAAUACAACCAAACUCUAGAAUUAAAUGAAACAGCUACUCUCCACCAAUAACACAACUCAGCAAUGUUGGAAGUGUGAUCCUUUUGUUUAGUGUGGGCCAACAUUUUUGGCAGGCAUGCCACAAAUUAGCCUUCCACCCUCCCUGAGUGCCACUCUCAUCCCCUUCCCCUGUCUGACCUGCUGCUCUACUUUCUGCUUCUUACCCUAUGCUUCUGGCUAGACCUGCUCCCUGCCCUAUCUGCUGCUGUGCUGUCUGUUCCCUCCCUGAUCUGCCACAUGGGACACACACAGGGUGCCCAUGCUAUUUGUGGCAUGCACACCACAAGUUGGCCACCCCUGCUUCAGUUGAAUUUUAAGAAGAAGGGAAGAUAGAAUGAACCAAAUCUUGGCCUCCCAAUCCCCAGUGAAAGCAUAGAAGGCUAAACCAAACCAAACUGUAGUUUCCAUGUGCAAAGAUGAAGGUACUUGAGAAACUAGAGAGUGGACACACGUUAGAAAAUCUUCACACAUUGGAGAAGUGCUGUACACCAGCUCUUCAGAGAUGUGCAGAGCAUAGUCUUUGGAGUGCAAAAUGGGUCAGAGAAAAACUUGUUAUGGAAAUGGAGAUCAACCAACUUAACACUUGUAUAAUAAGGUGGGAUGUAGCACUUGGAACUGUUGCCCUACCUGAUAGCUGGACUGUCCAUCUUCUGGAUGACAAGGAGCAGCACAGUACUCUAGCCACAGAUGCUGGGGCUGUAUGCUGCAGCCAUCACAGACCCUGGGGUCUCCCCCACCAUGGGAGCAGUCUGACUUCCUCUCUCUCACGUAAUGUACAGCACAAGUAGCCCAAGUUUCCCAGCUGCAAGCAGCCUGGGUUCCUCCUUGCCUGGGCUGUCAGGCUCUCUCCCUGCCACAUGUGCAGUGCCCUUCCACCACCCCACCCUCAGACACAGGGGCAGGAGCACAAAGUUAAAGGAGGGAAGGGGAGCCCAGAGACCCUGGCCACUGCAGGGGGGGCCUGGGUUCACAUGUUAACCCCUCUUGAGCCAGAUAUGACCUGUGGUCUGUCCUUUGAAUAAUCCUAGCCUAUGGUAUUUCACAAAUUGAGACAAUUCAUUCUCUCCUGACCUUUAGAGUUCCACUUUGCUGUGUGCAUUUUCUCAAAGGUUAUAUUGGCAGGUAGGGUUUGGUUCAGUAAAAUGAUAAAGUGAAAUAUGCUUCUUGCAUGCACCUUAUGUUGUUCUAGAUUUUCUAAUGGGUGACACAAUUUCCGUUGGUUGUCCUGUAGAACUUCAGGCAAUGGGGGUUUUUUGUCAAUGGCUCGUUAAUGUUUCAGUCAGUUCUCAUGAUUCUUUUCAGCUUAGUAUCCUGGAAAAGAAAUUGAGAUUUGAUCCUUGCUGCUAUUGUAAUCAGUGGGAGUUUUGCUAUCAAAAUGUAAUGGGAGCAGGAUCAAGCCCAUUUUAUCAUUUCAAUGUAAGCACCUUUUGGAAAUUAGAAGGGUAAUGUAAAAUAGCACAUAGCAAGCAGUGUCAGUGGAAAAGUACCCUCAAAUAGCAAACAAUUUUUAUCAGUCUCUUGAGUGGUCACGUUAGAAAGGUGCUCCUGUGUAUGCACUCCAAAAAAAUGUUGCUCUAGUACUUGAACAUUUUUGUGUCAUUUCUUUCAAACUUUGUACUAAGAUGCUAGUUUUCUUUAGCACUUCUGUGGUCAAGCAGUGUUUCCCAGUGCAGUAGAUUAGUGAGCCAUUUCCAUUUUACAUUUUUGUUUGACUUGUCAUUAUGUAUCAUUUUAAUGCUGAAAUGAAUAAGAGGCUUCUUUGGUUAAGGUAUUAGCAAAAGGGAGCCAACAGUGCUCAGAGAGUAAUUGAAUUGCUAUUUAGUGGUGAAAGGUUUUUGUAGAAAGGUGUUGAGUAACACAGUGAUGAUGUUGCAUUAGUACUACAAAGCUGUCUAAAUUACAGUCCCACUUCUGUGUGUUUCAUACCAUAUUGGGGUAGGAAAUGCAGAGUCAUUAGGCCAAAUUAAUCCAUGGAGUAACAAUAUCGAAGCCAGAGGAAUUAAACCAAGGGUCUAUUUGUCUCCUUAAGCUGAAUGGUUCAUAGACAGAAAAAUGUGAUGAAUUCUAAGAUUUAUGUUUAGUGCUAAGACAAAUUAAUAUGAGUAUAAAGCAGCUGUCAAGCUCCUCUAAUACCUUUUUAAUGGUGCUUUACUAUGGGAAUUAACUAAAAAGUACUGAUACAAAAGUGGCUGUUAUCUCUGGUUGUAACCAUCUCUAAGAAUUCUCCAUAUGGGAGACUUAUGGAAACAAUGAAAUAAUAUCUGUUGUACAACAAGCUGAACACAUAAAGAAAGGGACAUGAGCAAAAGAUGUUUGAAGAAACAAUGGUUAAAGUGAAUGGCCCAAUAUUUAAAAUUGUAACAUAUACAUAUAUGUAUUUGUAGCAUGUAACAGUUACACGUACGAAAUGUUUUUUCUGUUUGUGAUAUGGGAUUAAAAACUUGUGCAAAUUUA
Molecule: messenger RNA, 14721 nt
Organism: Alligator mississippiensis (American alligator)
Lineage: Eukaryota; Metazoa; Chordata; Crocodylia; Alligatoridae
Gene: ABCD3
Product: ATP binding cassette subfamily D member 3
Exons: 23
Coding region: 55-2040 (661 amino acids)
Biological process (GO): very long-chain fatty acid catabolic process; long-chain fatty acid import into peroxisome; fatty acid beta-oxidation
Cellular component (GO): peroxisomal membrane; peroxisome
Molecular function (GO): ATP binding; ABC-type transporter activity; ATP hydrolysis activity
Source: RefSeq, a predicted model, not a curated record